Lampris incognitus (smalleye Pacific opah) is the source of this 3537-nucleotide messenger RNA. It is a transcript of the gene gc2, whose product is annotated as guanylyl cyclase 2. Gene Ontology annotation, molecular function: protein kinase activity; ATP binding; peptide receptor activity. The coding region runs from base 1 to 3537 and encodes 1178 amino acids. Gene Ontology annotation, biological process: cGMP biosynthetic process; receptor guanylyl cyclase signaling pathway; protein phosphorylation. The record is from RefSeq and is a predicted model, not a curated record. The transcript has 25 exons. Lineage: Eukaryota; Metazoa; Chordata; Actinopteri; Lampriformes; Lampridae.
AUGGCGUCCUCUGAGAUGUCACCUCUGUCCAUCCGUCACAGGACCUGGACAGUCCUACCGGAUCCCAGCGUGAUGGUGCAGGAGGUUUUGUUGGGCGUAGGAGAGCAAGUUGGACAUGACAAUCUACUCUUUGCUUCCAGGAUGAACAAGGCUGUGGUGGUGUUUUUGAAGGCGGUGCAUUGUACAGAUGUGCUGAAUGUUUGCUUCCUGUGGCUCUUGCUGGUUGUCCUCGCCCCGCUGUGCUUACUGCCCUGUCCAGCCCAGGGAGCCAGGUUCCGGGUUGGCGUGGUGGGCCCCUGGGGGUGCGACCCUCUUUUCGCCAAGGCGCUGCCCAGCGUAGCGGCCCAGUUGGCAGUCAAUCGCAUCAACAAGGAUCCCUCGCUCUCCAACGGCGUCACUUUUGAUUAUGUUGUGCUGCAGGAACCGUGUCAGACCUCCAGGGCUUUGGAGAGCUUCCUGGGGUUCCACACCAGGGCCUCCGGCUUCAUCGGCCCUGCCAAUCCCGGCUACUGUGAAGCUGCAUCACUACUGAGCAAAGGCUGGAACAAGGCAGUGUUUUCCUGGAACUGUGUGGGCCAUGACCUGGAUGAUGUUCGAAGCCACCCGACCUUCGCCCGCACCAUGCCCCGGCCCACCUGGGUGCUGCUGAAGAUGAUGCACCACUUCAGGUGGGCUCACGUCGGCAUCAUCGCCUCCUCCGACGACGUCUGGGUGGAGACGGCCACCAAGUUGGCCAACGUACUGAGGAGUCAUGGUAUGCCGGUGAGGCUGGUUGUUAUCAUGGAAAACACUCCUCAUGGCAUCAGGAGGACCUUGGCCAAGGUCCGCAAGCUGGGAGACAUGCGAAUGGUGAUCCUCUGCAUGCACUCUGUGCUGAUCGGCGGGGGGCUGCAGAAGCUCCUCCUGGAGACGGCCUACGACAUGCGAAUGAUCGACGGGUCGCUGGUCUUCGUGCCGUACGACGCCCUGCUCUACAGCCUGCCGCACCGCAACGUGAGCUACGCGGCCCUGAGGGCGAACAGCAAGCUGCUGAGGGCGUACGACGCCGUGCUGACGGUCACCAUGGAUUCCCCCGACAUGUCGCCCUAUGAGGCGUACGGCGAGGCCAUGGAGAGGGGAGAGGUGGCGAGGAACAUAAAGCCACAGCAGGUCUCUCCUCUAUUUGGGACCAUCUACAGUUCAGUUCUCUUCAUGGCCCAUGCGGUCCACAGCGUCAGGGAGGCCGGGGAGUGGCUGUCUGGGGGCAACCUGGCCAGACACACGAAGAACCUCGACUUUCGGGGCCUCAGCCACCCGAUCAAGACCAACUGCUGCGGAGUCGCUAUGGUUGAUUACCUGAUACUGGACACAGAUGGACUCUCCUGGGAGUUGAAGCCUACCUACAGGAUUGAAAUGGAGGCCAACAUGAUACGCUUCCUGGGUAGAGAUAUCCACUUCCCACGCGGCUACGGCCCCAGGAAGGACGCCUCCUGCUGGUUCACCAGUGGAGUCAUCUGCUCUGGAGGUGUGGAUCUGUUCUCGGCGGUUAGCGUGCUGCUCAGCGGGAUCAUGUUCUCCACGUGUGCUGCGCUUCUCACUUACUGCCUCAGGCGACGUAUCAGUCAAAUCCGAAUGGUCAAGGGUCCCAAUCAGAUCCUGCUGACUCUGGCUGACGUCACAUUCAUCAACCCGUCGCUUAGCAACAAGAAGCUGAGUAUGGAUGACAGCAGGGCCAGCGACGUCAAGAGGAGCUUCUCAGCUCAAAGUAGCACUUCUGUUCUCUCCAGCCAAUCUCCCGCCACCCUGGAGAACUCCAACGUUGUGAUUUACGAGGGAGACUGGGCCUGGCUAAAGAGACUCCCGUACGGCACCUUCAGGAGCAUCAACCCCAAAACCAGUGACAUAUUUGAACUGAUGAAGGACAUGCGUCAUGAGAACGUUAACCCGUUCCUGGGCUUCUUCCACGACUGCGGGGUGUUGGCCAUGGUGACAGAGUUCUGCUCCCGGGGCAGUAUGGAGGACCUGCUGCUCAAUGAGGAUGUCAAACUGGACUGGAUGUUCAAGUCGUCCCUGCUGCUGGAUCUGAUCAAGGGUAUGAAGUACCUGCACCACAGGGGAAUCUGCCAUGGUCGUCUGAAAUCUAGGAAUUGCGUGGUGGACGGGCGCUUCGUCCUGAAGAUAACCGACUAUGGCUACAAUGAGGUUAUGGAGGCACAGCGGUUCCCCUACCCCGAUUCUCCUGCAGACGAACUGUUGUGGACGGCCCCUGAGAUCCUGAGGACUGGACACCUGGGUCUUCACAACACCGUCCAUGGUGAUGUGUACAGUUUCUCCAUCAUCAUGCAGGAAGUGGUGGUGAGGGGACCGCCCUUCUGCAUGAUGGACCUCUCCGCCACAGAGUUGAUUGAGAAGAUCUGCAAGCCUCCUCCGCUGUGUCGCCCUGCCGUCAGUGCGGACUGCGCUCCCAUGGAAUGCAUCCACUUGAUGAAACAGUGCUGGAACGAACAGCCGGAGAAGAGGCCCAGCUUUGACGAGAUCUUCGACCAGUUUAAGAACAUCAACAAGGGGAAGAAGACCAACAUCAUCGACUCCAUGCUGAGGAUGCUGGAGCAGUAUUCCUCCAACCUGGAGGAGCUGAUCCGAGAGAGGACGGAGGAGCUGGAAAUUGAAAAACAGAAGACCGAGAAGCUACUGACGCAGAUGCUGCCCCCGUCUGUAGCAGAGGCUUUGAAGGUGGGCUGUACGGUGGAACCAGAGUACUUCGACAGUGUCACUCUCUACUUCAGUGACAUUGUGGGUUUCACAACCAUCUCAGCCAACAGUGAGCCCAUUGAAGUGGUGGACCUGCUCAACGACCUCUACACACUGUUCGACGCCAUCAUAGGAAACCAUGAUGUCUACAAGGUGGAGACCAUUGGCGAUGCCUACAUGGUAGCAUCAGGCGUUCCCGUUUUGAAUGGCGACCGCCACACUGCUGAGAUAGCUAACAUGGCGUUGGACAUCCUGAGCGCCGUGGGCAGCUUCAAAAUGAGACACAUGCUCGAUGUCCCUGUUAGGAUACGCAUAGGAUUACACACAGGUCCGUGUGUCGCAGGAGUGGUGGGUCUCAGCAUGCCCCGCUACUGUUUGUUCGGGAACACCGUCAAUACCGCCUCUCGUAUGGAGUCCUCAGGAAUGCCCUACAGGAUCCAUGUCCACGAGAGUACAGUUAAGAUCCUGCUGGACCUGAAACUGGGCUAUAAGUUCGAGCUGAGAGGAAGGACAGAGCUCAAGGGUAAAGGAAUAGAGGAAACUUUCUGGCUGGUCGGGAGAGAUGGAUUCACCAAACCUCUGCCUGUACCACCAGAACUCAAGUCAGGGCAGAUGGCUCAAAAGCUGCAGAUGGCCGAGAUAGCCCAGUCCAAGAAACAGAAAGCCGAGAAAGAGAAACAGCUACAAAAACUUGCAAAGAAGAAUAACCAAGGACUCCAGAAGGCGGUGAAGAAGAUCUCUCACCUUCAUGUCGUGGCCCAGACAAGCAUGACCAAUGAAGGCAACAUCAUGAUGUCACACCACUGA